AUGCCCUACACCCAUAGAUUCGUCUGGCCGGCAGCGCCUGACACGCGUUCAGUGGUGGUUACGGGUGACUUUGACGACUGGCUGUUAACUAGGGCUGUGCUUGAGAAAGAAAACGACACUGGCGACUUCGCUGGCACCUUGUACUUGGACAAGCCCCGGCGGUUGGUGUUCAAGUUUGUUGUCAACGGCACCCAGUGGAUCACCAGCCCCAAGUAUAAGAUUGAGCAUGACGUGCAUGGCAAUGCCAACAAUUAUUUGGACCCUGAGGAUUUGGUGGAAGUUGCUGACAAUGAGAGCCAGCUAGCAGAUACGUCUGGUCCUGCUGAUACAAGAGUUGUUGAUAUUGAGAAGGCUGACGAGCCCAAGGCCGGUGAUGUGAGGGCCGAGGUUGUUGAAAAGCCGAUGGGAAAUUCAGAAGCCGUGGAUAAAGACGUGAAGAAGACUUCUAAUGAUAAGGAGGCUUCAAUUGACGUUGCCUACGCUCAAGAGGAUAGAAUGCCUAAGUUGGAAAGCUCCGGUAACGCUGCGGAGGAGGUGGAAGCCAAAAGAGCAGCUAAAGACGAGAAGGGCGCUCCCGUUAUUUCUGAAUUUGCCAAGAUUGAGCUUGCGAGGGCUACAAAUCCAGUUGACGAACAAGCUAAGGAACAAGCUGAGGAGAAUUCUUCCGAAGUUAUAGCAGAAGAUGUAUCUGAACCAACUGAAGUUGAGAAGCCUUCCCACAACGAGCCGGAGCUGCCAAACAAAGAGUCUAAGGUGCAGCAGGAGGAAAUCGAGGGCUUAGACAAGGUUUCAACCUCCCAGUCUUCGUAUGCUGCCUUGUCUAUUCCUAGCGAUGGUUACGAAGAUGUGGGCAUCGCUGUUGACGAGGAUGGUUACGCCAGAACUUUUCCAGCGGACGACGACGAGAACGCAAGGAAGACUGUGGAAUCAGGUGCUAGCAAAGUUGACAGAAACCCAUCUGGUGUUGGCACUGAGUCAUCUUCUGAGCCGAGGCAUCGUACCGCCCCCCAUGAUAUCUCAGCCUUUGGCAAAGCCCAUGCCCAAAGCGAACCGAGGCCUAUCCAGUCCCACUACACCUCCACCUUCAAAGGUGGUGACACCAACUCUGGAGACACCACCCCCACAAAUUCCCUCAAAAACCACGGAAUCUACGGAGCCAAGCAGCCCACCUCCUCAACCCAGCAAGAGUCGGAAGUAUCGACUCUUGGUUCUCACUCUAGGAGUAGCUCUUAUACUGCUCGGCCUCCACAAGGGGGUCAAGAUCAAGCUUCCCUGGUGGUAAGUGACACCAAAAUGGUUUCUGAUACACCUGAGCAUCUUCGUACGGAGAGAAAGAGAAAAGGAGGAUUGGUGACCCGUAUAGUUGGCUUGUUUCAAUGA
Molecule: messenger RNA, 1380 nt
Organism: Candidozyma auris
Lineage: Eukaryota; Fungi; Ascomycota; Pichiomycetes; Serinales; Metschnikowiaceae
Exons: 2
Coding region: 1-1380 (459 amino acids)
Biological process (GO): signal transduction
Cellular component (GO): cytoplasm; nucleus; nucleotide-activated protein kinase complex
Molecular function (GO): protein kinase binding
Source: RefSeq, a predicted model, not a curated record